This is a messenger RNA of Aegilops tauschii subsp. strangulata, 1191 nucleotides long. RefSeq lists its product as uncharacterized. The record is from RefSeq and is a predicted model, not a curated record. Lineage: Eukaryota; Viridiplantae; Streptophyta; Magnoliopsida; Poales; Poaceae. Gene Ontology annotation, molecular function: protein binding.
UGUUAUUUAUUUCUUUCUUGUUUUCCGUUUUUCUGAUUUUUGUAAACAUUUUCAUAUUUCAUAAACAUUUUCUUAAUCAUACAAAACAUUUUUGAUAAAUUAUGCUCUUAUAAUUUAUCAGCAUUUUUUAGAUACCACAAACAUGUUUUUGAAAUGCGCAGACAUCUUUUAAAAUUUACAAACAAUUUUCUGAAUGCUAUCAAGUUGCGUGUAUAUUUGUGUACACUGCACGAACAUUUUCGUAACGAGCGAUUAACUUUUUUUAAUUUAAAUAAAAUAUGUUUCUAUUUCAGAAAUAUAAGUAUGAAAGUAAUAAAAGAAAACAAGUGGGCCAGGGAAGCGGUUCUCUUUUUUUUUUGAGCGGUUCGUGGGGUUCUCUUAACCCAGCAACCUCAUCUAAUUAGGCCACUUCCCUUUGCGGCCCAUUUCCAUCCUCACGUGUACAUAGCACUGAACUGAACUCAAAUACAAGUCGUCAGUCUCAGCCGCCGCCACGCCUCAAUCCAGCACCACUCGGCAACCAAACCUCAAACCAGGACCAGAUCCAAUCAGAGCAGAUCACAUGAGCAAGAGGCGAAAGAGGAGCAACCUCGCCGGCCGGCAUCCCCUGCUCCAACGCGGCCGUGAAGACGAAUGGCGAGAUUGGCCCAACCUGCCGACGGCGCUCGUUGACGACAUCGCCGACCGGCUGCUCAGCCACGACGUGGCCGAGUACAUCCGCCUCCGCGCCGCGUGCAAGGAGUGGAGGAGAUGCACCGCCGACCCGCGCGAGGGACGCAACCACCUGGACCCGCGCUUCCGCCCGCGCCGCUGGAUCAUGCUGUCCAACCGCACCGACGGCGACGGCCGCCGCUUCCUCAACCUCUCCACCGGCGCCAGCGCCCGCGUCGACCUCCCGGAGCUCUCCCGGCACCACCUCGAGGCCAGCGCCGAGGGCCUCCUGCUCCUGCGCGACAAGGCGAGCCACGCCGCGCGCCUCCUCAACCCGCUCACCAGGGCCCUCACCGACCUCCCGCCCGUCACCGUGGACCUUGGCGGCGCGUACGCGGUCUGGAGGACGGGGCCGUUCCAGUCCGCGGCGCGCAUCAUCUACGCCGGCGUCUCUGACGAGACCUCCCCAUCGUCAGUCGUGCUCCUCAUGGCUGACCUUCACCUUGGGCGUGCCAUAGCCUUGGGCGGUGGUGGAUGACG